Messenger RNA from Penicillium hordei, 222 nucleotides. RefSeq lists its product as uncharacterized. The record is from RefSeq and is a predicted model, not a curated record. The coding region runs from base 1 to 222 and encodes 73 amino acids. The transcript has 3 exons. Lineage: Eukaryota; Fungi; Ascomycota; Eurotiomycetes; Eurotiales; Aspergillaceae.
AUGUCCUAUCCCCAGCACCCUCCGCAAGGAUAUCAGCAGGGCCCUCCGCAAGGAUAUGGCUACCCCCCGCAAGAAGGCUAUGCUCCGCAGGGCUACCCUCCUCAGGGAUACCCUCCCCAGGGCUACCCUCCGCAGCAGCAGAUGGGCUACCCCCAGCAAGCACCACCUGCAGCAGCAGCACCAGAGCAGAAAUCAGACAAGGGAUGUCUCAUGAGUUGGUAA